Messenger RNA from Hordeum vulgare subsp. vulgare (domesticated barley), 3096 nucleotides. RefSeq names its product nitrate reductase [NADH]. The transcript has 2 exons. NCBI's taxonomy places the organism in Eukaryota, Viridiplantae, Streptophyta, Magnoliopsida, Poales, Poaceae. Bases 120 to 2867 code for a protein of 915 amino acids. Gene Ontology annotation, biological process: nitric oxide biosynthetic process; nitrate assimilation. The record is from RefSeq and is a predicted model, not a curated record. Gene Ontology annotation, molecular function: molybdenum ion binding; nitrate reductase (NADPH) activity; molybdopterin cofactor binding.
UCUCUUUUCACCAGGCCACCCGCUGCCGCCGGUUCCUUUCCUUUCAUUUCCUCAUCCGCCGCGACCAGUCCAGAACCGGUCCAACACUAGCUUGUCCCACGACACAAACGCACCACACCAUGGCCGCUUCGGUCGAGCCACGGCAGCCGUUCGGCCGCCUCGACGCGCCGGCCACCGCUCCAACUGCUCGUGCCCCCGGCUCGAACGGCAUCCGUCGCCGCGCCGACUCCCCGGUGCGCGGCUGCGGGUUCCCCUCGCUCAUUUCGCCGCCACGGAAGGGCCGCGUGGCGGAGGAGGACGAGGAAGACGACGAUGAGGAUGACGAGGGGCAUGAGGACUGGAGGGAGGCGUACGGGUCGCACCUGCAGCUGGAGGUGGAGCCGUCGACGCGCGACCCGCGCGACGAGGGCACGGCCGACGCCUGGAUCGAGCGCAACCCGUCUCUGAUCCGGCUCACCGGCAAGCACCCGCUCAACUGCGAGCCUCCGCUGGCCCGGCUGAUGCACCACGGCUUCAUCACCCCGGCGCCGCUCCACUACGUCCGCAACCACGGCGCCGUGCCCCGCGGCGACUGGGCCACCUGGACGGUGGAGGUGACUGGCCUCGUCCGCCGCCCCGCGCGUCUCACCAUGGACGAGCUUGCCAACGGUUUCCCCGCGGCCGAGGUGCCGGCCACGCUCGUCUGCGCCGGCAACCGGCGCAAGGAGCAGAACAUGGUGCAGCAGACGGUGGGUUUCAACUGGGGCGCGGCGGGGGUUUCCACGUCCGUGUGGCGCGGCGCGCGGCUCCGCGACGUGCUGCUCCGGUGCGGCGUCAUGUCGAAAAAGGGGCAGGCCCUGAACGUGUGCUUCGAGGGCGCCGAGGACCUCCCCGGCGGCGGCGGCUCCAAGUACGGCACGAGCGUGAGCCGGGAGUGGGCGAUGGACCCGUCACGCGACAUCAUCCUCGCCUACGCGCAGAACGGGGAGCCGCUGCUGCCGGACCACGGCUACCCGGUGCGCGUCCUCAUCCCGGGAUGCAUCGGCGGCCGCAUGGUCAAGUGGGUGCGGCGGAUCGUGGUCACCACCGCCGAGUCCGACAACUACUACCACUUCAAGGACAACCGGGUGCUGCCGUCCCACGUCGACGCCGAGCUCGCCAACGCCGAGGCAUGGUGGUACCGCCCAGAGUACAUCAUCAACGAGCUCAACACCAACUCCGUCAUCACCACCCCGGGGCACGACGAGAUACUACCCAUCAACGCCUUCACCACACAGCGCGCAUACACCAUCAAGGGAUACGCAUACUCAGGCGGUGGCAAGAAGAUCACACGAGUGGAGGUGACGCUGGACGGCGGCGAGAGCUGGAUGCUGUGCACGCUCGACAUCCCGGAGAAGCCCAACAAGUACGGCCGGUACUGGUGCUGGUGCUUCUGGUCGGUAGAGAUCGAGGUGCUGGACCUGCUGGGCGCCAAGGAGGUGGCGGUGCGCGCGUGGGAUCAGACCCACAACACCCAGCCGGAGAAGCUCAUCUGGAACCUCAUGGGCAUGAUGAACAACUGCUGGUUCAAGAUCAAGGUCAACGUGUGCCGCCCCCACAAGGGCGAGAUCGGGCUGGUGUUCGAGCACCCCACGCAGCCCGGGAACCAGACCGGCGGAUGGAUGGCGCGCCAGAAGCACCUCGAGACGGCCGAGGCGGCGGCGCCGGGGCUCAAGCGGAGCACGUCCACGCCGUUCAUGAACACCGCCGGGGACAAGCAGUUCACCAUGUCCGAGGUGCGCAAGCACGGGUCCAAGGAGUCGGCGUGGAUCGUGGUGCACGGCCACGUCUACGACUGCACCGCCUUCCUCAAGGACCACCCCGGCGGCGCCGACAGCAUCCUUAUUAACGCAGGAUCCGACUGCACCGAGGAGUUCGACGCCAUCCACUCCGACAAGGCCAAGGCGCUGCUCGACACCUACCGCAUCGGCGAGCUGAUCACCACGGGGACGGGGUACAACUCCGACAACUCGGUGCAUGGAGGGUCCAGCCUAUCCCACCUCGCACCGAUCCGCGAGGCCACCAAGGUCGCCGGCGCGCCCAUCGCGCUCUCCAGCCCGCGCGAGAAGGUCCCAUGUCGCCUCGUCGACAAGAAGGAGCUCUCCCACGACGUCCGCCUCUUCCGCUUCGCGCUGCCGUCCUCCGACCAGGUGCUCGGCCUCCCCGUCGGCAAGCACAUCUUCGUUUGCGCCACCAUCGACGGCAAGCUCUGCAUGCGCGCCUACACGCCGACGAGCAUGGUGGACGAGAUCGGGCAGUUCGAGCUGCUCGUCAAGGUCUACUUCAGGGACGAGCACCCAAAGUUCCCCAACGGCGGGCUCAUGACGCAGUACCUGGAGUCGCUCCAGGUCGGCUCCUCCUCCAUCGACGUCAAGGGCCCGCUUGGCCACGUGGAGUACACCGGCCGCGGCAACUUCGUCAUCAACGGCAAGCAGCGCCGGGCGCGGCGGCUGGCCAUGAUCUGCGGCGGCAGUGGGAUCACGCCCAUGUACCAGGUGAUCCAGGCCGUGCUGCGGGACCAGCCGGAGGACGAGACGGAGAUGCACCUGGUGUACGCCAACCGGAGCGAGGACGACAUCCUGCUGCGCGACGAGCUGGACCGGUGGGCGACGGAGUACCCCGACAGGCUCAAGGUGUGGUACGUGAUCGACCAGGUGAAGCGGCCGGAGGACGGGUGGAAGUUCAGCGUCGGGUUUGUGACGGAGGACAUCCUCCGGGCGCACGUCCCCGAGGGCGGCGACGACACGCUCGCACUCGCCUGCGGGCCGCCGCCCAUGAUCAAGUUCGCCAUCUCCCCCAACCUGGAGAAGAUGAAGUACGACAUGGCCAAUUCCUUCAUCUCCUUCUGAUCGGUGAAACAUUUCCCCUCUCUAGUAGUACCUACUCAUAGGUAGCAUGGAGCUGCCUAAGCUAUAUACACCUACGCGUCGACGCAUCAACCUGUGGAUGGAUGUACCCAAUGUUUAUACGUGUUGUGUUUGUUCAUUAGAGAACCGUACGUACGUGCAUGAAUAUGAUUGCAUGAAUUAUACUGUACGUACAUUGGACAUAUAUAUACCGAUCGAUGUUUUGCCCUCA